Molecule: messenger RNA, 1672 nt
Organism: Amborella trichopoda
Lineage: Eukaryota; Viridiplantae; Streptophyta; Magnoliopsida; Amborellales; Amborellaceae
Product: large ribosomal subunit protein uL4
Biological process (GO): translation
Cellular component (GO): ribosome
Molecular function (GO): structural constituent of ribosome
Source: RefSeq, a predicted model, not a curated record
GGGGAUUAGGGUUUCAACCGUCCCGUAUUUGACCCAAUAAAAACGAAGCAGGCGGAAAUCGGGUUUAGGUUAGAGAGAAAAGGAAGCAGGAAAUUAGGGUUUCAGAGUCUGGGACUGAGAGGGAGAGAUUGAUAACAAUGGCGGCGGCAGCUGCUGCUCGUCCCCUUGUGACUGUGCAAACCCUCGAGGGAGACAUGGCCACCGAUGGCCAAGCCACUCUGCCUCUCCCGGAUGUGAUGAAAGCGGUGAUUCGCCCCGAUAUAGUCAACUUCGUUCAUGCUCAAAUGUCUAAAAACAAGCGCCAGCCCUAUGCUGUGAGCACCAAGGCUGGGCACCAGACGUCCGCUGAGUCGUGGGGGACUGGACGGGCCGUCUCACGAAUCCCUCGCGUCCCUGGUGGUGGCACCCACCGUGCCGGGCAGGGUGCGUUUGGAAACAUGUGUCGGGGCGGUCGAAUGUUUGCUCCUACGAAGAUCUGGCGAAGAUGGCACCGGAAGAUUAAUAUCAAUCAGAAGCGUUUUGCUGUUGUGUCGGCUUUGGCGGCGAGCGCUGUGCCGUCAUUGGUGUUGGCUCGAGGGCACAGGAUUGAGAAAAUCCCUGAACUGCCGCUUGUCGUCUCCGACUCUGCUGAGUCCCUUGAAAAGACCUCCUCGGCCCUGAAGCUCUUGAAGAAUAUUGGUGCUGCCCCUGAUGUCGAGAAGGCGAAGAAGUCACAUGCCAUUAGACCGGGCAAGGGUAAGAUGAGGAACCGGCGAUAUGUUUCUCGAAAGGGCCCUCUCAUUGUGUAUGGGACUGAGGGCUCGAAGAUCGCCAAGGCCUUUCGGAAUAUUCCGGGUGUUGAGAUCUCAAACGUGGAGAGACUCAAUCUCUUGAAACUUGCACCUGGUGGUCAUCUUGGGAGGUUCAUUAUUUGGACCAAAUCAGCUUUCGAGAAACUUGACUCAGUUUAUGGGACUUUUGAGAAGCCUUCGGAGAAGAAGAGGGGCUACAUUUUGCCCAGAUCAAAGAUGGUGAAUGCUGAUUUAUCGAGGAUCAUUAACUCUGAUGAGGUUCAGUCAGUUGUGAGGCCCAUCAAUAAGGAGGUUAAGAGGAAGCCUCUUAAGAAGAAUCCGCUCAAGAAUUUGGGAGCAAUGCUAAAGCUCAAUCCCUAUGCUAAGACUGCAAGGAGGAUGGCAUUGCUUGCAGAGGCUCAACGUGUUAAGGCGAAGCAGGAGAAGCUCGAUACGAAGAGGAAGGAGCCACCAAAGGAGAAUGCGGCUGCGAUCAAAGCAGCAGGGAAAGCAUGGUACCAGAUGAUGGUUUCUGACAGUGAUUACACUGAGUUUGAGAACUUUUCCAAGUGGCUUGGAGUUAGUCAGUGAGGGAAGAAAAACUCUUUUGGAGACUCUUGAUUUUUCUUUGAAGUUCUUAAGAGUUAAUUAAUGUGUGGUUUCCUCAUAUUUUGUUGUGGGUUUCAGACAGUUAUUUGUGCUCUUUCCAAGGAGUAGGACGAUUUAUAGUUUAAGGUCUACCGAGACCUUGGUUUUGCACUUAGACCAUUAAUUGCUUUCGAAUCUGAGAAUUAUGGCUGAGAAACUAACAUUAGGGAUUCGUUAUCCGGGUUCUGAUAAAUAUAAAUUUUGCUUGGUAUGUAUAGUUUCCAUUGAAACGAGAUGUGGAAUUAUUCGCUGGA